Messenger RNA from Eutrema salsugineum, 1477 nucleotides. Its product is annotated as probable WRKY transcription factor 53. Gene Ontology annotation, molecular function: transcription cis-regulatory region binding; DNA-binding transcription factor activity. The record is from RefSeq and is a predicted model, not a curated record. The transcript is spliced from 3 exons. The coding region runs from base 240 to 1211 and encodes 323 amino acids. Gene Ontology annotation, biological process: regulation of DNA-templated transcription. Gene Ontology annotation, cellular component: nucleus. Lineage: Eukaryota; Viridiplantae; Streptophyta; Magnoliopsida; Brassicales; Brassicaceae.
UCAUACCAUUCUUCAAAUCUAUACAUAUUCUCACCAUAAAAUUCAGAUCAUUUAACUCAUUACUAUAAAAUACAUUCUUCAUUAUAAUAUACACACAUUAUAUUUCUUUUCUCAUCAUAUUUUGGUAUCAAUUUCAGACAAAUAUUUUAUUAAAGUGAGCUGAUUUGUUAAUAAGUAUAUGAUAAUUUGCGAAAUUAUUUUUCUUAAAAAACAAUCUUUUUGAGAGUCAUAUAUUCAGAAUGGAAGGUAAAAAUAUGUUAAGUUGGGAGGAGAAGACAUUGCUAAGCGAGCUCAUUCUUGGAUUCGAGGCGGCGAAAAAGCUUCAGACACGGCUCCGAGAAUCCCCGUCGCAAUCGCCGUCGUCAUCAUUUUCUUCUCCGGUGGCGGCUGAGACAAACGAGUUUCUCGUGAAGCAGAUACUUUCUUCCUACGAGAAAUCUCUUCUCAUUCUAAACUGGUCCUCCUCGCCGCCCGUACAGCUUAUUCCGUCGCCGGUUACUUCAGUCCCGGUGGCAAAUUCCGGCGGAAUCCCAGAAUCUCCGGCGUCGAUAAACGGAAGUCCGAGAAGUGAAGAUUUUGUUGAUGGAGGAGGUUCCACUGAGAAUCAUCGCCAAGAUUACAUCUUCAAUUCAAAGAAAAGGAAGAUGUUGCCAAAGUGGACAGAAAAAGUAAGAAUAAGCCCAGAAAGAGGCUUAGAAGGACCUCAAGAUGAUGUCUUUAGCUGGAGAAAAUAUGGCCAAAAAGACAUUUUGGGCGCCAAAUUCCCCAGGAGUUAUUACAGAUGCACGCACCGAAGCACACAGAACUGUUGGGCGACGAAGCAAGUCCAGAGAUCGGACGGUGAUCCAUCGGUUUUCGAAGUGACGUACAGAGGAACACACACUUGCUCGCAGGCGAUCACACCACCUCCACCACCACCAGCCUCGCCAGAGAAGCGAGACACCAGACCCAAACCCACCAUUACCCGAAAGCCCAACGAGCUUCUCGAGAGUCUCAAAACCAGCUUAACCGUUCGAACCGACGGGCUUGACGAAGGUGACGGCGUUUUCUCGUUCCCCAAUACGCCACCGUUUUAUGAUUACGGGACUAUCAACGGCGACUUCUGCCACUUGGAGAGUUCCCCGAUGUUCGACGUUGUUGAUUGGUUCAAUCCAACGGUCGAGAUCGAUCCAGCUUUCCCCACGUUUUUAACAGAGUCGACCUAUUAUUAAAAUAAAAAAAAUGUAAAAGAGAGAACUACACUAGUAAUCAUUUAGAGAAAUUACUGAGUUAAGAUAACUUGUAUCCAUUUUUUUUUUUCUUGGUUAAGAAAGUAAAUUGAGUCUAACAAAGCAUAAGGUAUGUUCAACAGGAUUUGAACAUAUUACAAAACUAAGAGAUUUUUUCUAGCUAGAGGUAGUAGCCACAGACUUCUUGUUGUAAUCUUCCAGUUCCUUCUUGUAUGCUUCCAUAGAUUUUGCAGCUUUUUUGUUGUAAA